UCUCCCCCGUACAAAAAUACUCCCCCGGUCUCAGACAUCCAGCCAUUCGCCAGCACGUUUGCACAACUGCCGCACCCGCCGAUCGGUAGCCACCGCCUCCGCAAGCCAGCUUCGACCGAUGGACGGCGACACGACGUUCACCAAGCUGUUCGUGGGGGGCCUGGCGUGGCAGACGCAGCGCGACGCCAUGCGGCGCUACUUCGAGCAGUUCGGCGACAUCGCGGAGGCCGUCGUCAUCGCCGACAAGCACACCGGCCGCUCCAGGGGCUACGGAUUCGUGACGUUCAGGGACCCCGAGGCCGCGGCGCGGGCGCUGCAGGACCCGACGCCGGUGAUCGACGGGAGAAGGGCCAACUGCAACCUGGCGGCGCUCGGCGCUUCGCAGCGCGCGCAUCCGGCCGCCGCGGCGCCGUUUGGGAUGGUCAGGUCGACGCCGCCGGCAACAUCGUCUUCGUCGUACCAGGGCUCUGCUGCCGCCGCGGUUGCAGCCUCCUACUUCCCCCAGCAGGCUCACUACACCUAUCCUUACUACUACGGGUAUACGGGAGGGUAUUCUCACGAAAACAUGUAUCAAAUGCAAAUGAGUUACUAUGGCGCGCAAGGUGGAAGGGUUGCCCAGCAGCAACAGCAGCAGCAGUCACAAGUGCAAACAUACUACACAGCAGCUGGGCCGGAAGGAGCUCAGCAAGGGUUUUCACCGUACUAUCUCCAACAGAUGCAAGCAGCCAGCAACCAAGGUCAGAGUUCUUCCGCGGCAGUCAUGCAGUACUCGCAGAUGAUGCAGUACGCGGCACACAUGCAGCAGGCGGCGCACGCCGCCGGGCUCCACGGCGCCGACGCCCCAGAGAGCGCCGGCGACUCAGCUACGGGGACGGGUGGAGCUGCAGCGGCCGUCGGAUCUGACACGUCGUCUUCGAAUUGAAGCAAUCAACACAUCUGUGUGUUGGUUGAUUUUCAAGGACUCCUGAAAACCAAGUUUAUCUGCUCGUUGCUGCAGCUACGGGGACGGGUGGAGCUGCAGCGGCCGUCGGAUCUGACACGUCGUCUGACAAUGAUAGGAGAGCAUCCGAGCCUUUCCAUGUUGACUAACAAAAGUGAAGAAAAGAAUUGUAUCCGUUAACACAUUCUUAAAAUUUUAUGCCCAGUAAACUACACUC
Molecule: messenger RNA, 1157 nt
Organism: Aegilops tauschii subsp. strangulata
Lineage: Eukaryota; Viridiplantae; Streptophyta; Magnoliopsida; Poales; Poaceae
Product: probable RNA-binding protein ARP1
Molecular function (GO): RNA binding
Source: RefSeq, a predicted model, not a curated record